This is a messenger RNA of Arachis duranensis, 1569 nucleotides long. Its product is annotated as cysteine synthase. The transcript is spliced from 12 exons. NCBI's taxonomy places the organism in Eukaryota, Viridiplantae, Streptophyta, Magnoliopsida, Fabales, Fabaceae. Bases 149 to 1240 code for a protein of 363 amino acids. Gene Ontology annotation, cellular component: cytoplasm. Gene Ontology annotation, molecular function: cysteine synthase activity. The record is from RefSeq and is a predicted model, not a curated record.
GCCAAGACAACAAGGAGGGCCCAUUCUGAUUUCAGUCAUUUGAAAAGAUAACAUAUUCUAUUAAUGGAAAACUCAAUCGUCCCACUAGCAACUCAAUUAAAUUACAAUUGGUUUUGGUCCCAAUCAUUAGGCCACUGCUUCACGCUAUAUGAUGAUUGGUCACGCCGCUUCCUCUUCUCUGUUUACAUCCCGAGAGGAGGAAUUCAACAAUCAUGAACAAGCUUCCCUUUACUUGAAGACUUUGACUAGGCCCUCUGAAGUUGGUGAGAUGGAGGUAGAGUGUGCAAUCAAGAAUGAUGUAACUGAAUUAAUAGGUAAUACCCCAAUGGUAUACCUGAACAAAAUAGCAGAGGGGUGCGUAGCCCGUAUUGCUGCUAAGUUAGAGUCCAUGCAACCCUGCUCCAGUGUCAAAGAUAGGUUAGCAUUUAGCAUGAUCAAAGAUGCUGAAGAAAAAGGUCUCAUCACACCUGGAAAGAGUGUUCUUGUUGAGGCAACGAGUGGUAACACCGGCAUUGGGUUGGCAUUCAUAGGAGCAUUGAAGGGUUAUAGAGUAAUAGUUGCCAUGCCUGCUUCAGUGAGCCUUGAGAGAAAAAUAGUACUUGGAGCUUUUGGAGCAGAGGUGUAUCUCACUGACCCUGACAAAGGAACCAUUGCAGUUAUUCAGAAGGCUGAAGAGAUUAUAUCCAAGAUUCCUGGGAGUAUCAUGCUUCGCCAGAUUGAUAAUCCUGCAAAUCCCAAGGUUCACUAUGAGACAACUGGGCCUGAGAUAUGGAGAGACUGUGGAGGGAAAGUUGAUGCUUUGGUUGCAGGGAUAGGAACUGGGGGCACAAUUACCGGUGCUGGCAGGUUCCUUAAGGAGAAAAACCCCAAUAUCAAGGUGUAUGGUAUAGAACCAGUUGAAAGUGCAGUCCUAAGUGGAGGAGAGCCAGGUAUUCACCAAAUACAAGGGAUUGGUAAUGGCAUCAUUCCUGGCGUACUGGAUAUUAAUCUCCUAGAUGAAGUUAUUCAGAUAUCAAGUGAAGAAGCUAUAGAUACUGCCAGGCAACUUGCCUUGAAAGAAGGUUUGCUGAUGGGAAUUUCAUCAGGUGCUGCAGCUGCAGCUGCAAUAAAAGUGGGGAAGAGACCUGAGAAUGCAGGGAAGCUCAUUGCUGUGGUGUUUCCCAGUUUUGGAGAGCGUUAUUUAUCUUCGCCAUUGUUUGAACAUAUUAGGAACGAAGCUGAACAAAUGACAUUUGAGUAGGAUCAGAAAAUUCAAACCAAAAGACACUGCAACCAUGUGUUCCGCUGCUCCCAGAAUUUUAACCAAAACUAAACCAUAGUGUUGUUAUGUGUGGCAUAAGUUGCUCAACUGAAGUUGAUAUGAUAUCAGUUUUUAAAAGAAAAAAUAAUACAAAGGAAGAAAGAAAACGAUGUUGUUUUCUUCGUCUUACUACAGUAAUUUUUUUGGGGUAAUCUAAUAGAAGUGUUAAGUGUAACUUCUGUGAUGGAACUCGUGCUUUCACACUCCUUUUUUUUGUGUUGUGUAAGCAUAUGGUAUUUUUGAGUAUUGAUGAAUUCCCCAUUUGGCUA